This is a messenger RNA of Hydra vulgaris (swiftwater hydra), 609 nucleotides long. The record is from RefSeq and is a predicted model, not a curated record. NCBI's taxonomy places the organism in Eukaryota, Metazoa, Cnidaria, Hydrozoa, Anthoathecata, Hydridae.
GUACUUCUAUAACUGUUAGCAAACUACACCGCCAUCUUGGUAGGCCAAAACUGGCUUCAAAAAUUUUUCUGAAUGCGCUAUCCACUUAUUAUUUUGAGAUCAGUGGUUGGUAAGCAUGACUUGGCUUCCAUUUGUGGCAUACUAUUUUCCUAUUUUUCUUCUAUGUCAACUAAAAUUAAAGCAAUGCAACCUAGUGGCUCCAUUAUCCAAUCAAGAAGAAAUUUGCAAAUCAAUAACUUUUAUACAACCAAUUAUUCGUGAAGGGUGCGACACAAUUAUGGUUGAGAACAGUUAUUGUGUUGGUUCAUGCAAAUCAGUAACAAGUAUCUCAACAGACACAAAUAUAAACCCAUCAAAUUUUUCAUAUUAUUGUGAUGCGGCAGAAAUUCAUGAAGAAAAAUUUCAAUUGAACUGCAACUCUCGGAAAAAAAAAAAUUUAACAAAAAUAAUCGCUGUAGUAAAAUCGUGUAAAUGUAAAGCUCAAAUUUUGUAACUAUUAGUAACAAACUUGUAACUACUCUGUUUAUAGAGCAUUAACAUCUAAGAAAUUUUUUCUGCAACUAAAAUUACGAAUAUUUAAUCACUAAUAAAUAUAUAAAUAUGAUUGUA